AUGUAUGAAUUGUUUACUUAUUGUUCUUAAUUAGAUUAUGGAUGUCUUCUUCAAACGAUGGGAGAAUAUACAAGCUAAUAAGUUAGCGACUAUGGAUUUAACCAGCCUAUAAGAGUUGUAACAGACUGCGAUUAGUAAUUUAACACUAUAGGACAUAAACAAGGAAGAGGAACUAGUAGAAUAAGACUUUCAUUAUCAGCUUAACAAUAAAUAAAAGAAAUAAGCAUUUCUUACAUCUUUUACUAUGCUUCUGCACCUUAAAAGUUAAACUACAACUCAAUUGAGUUAUCAGAUGGUGUUAACACUUUAACUCAAUAGCUACAAAUCGAUACAUUUAGUCCUGUUUCUGGAUGCAAUUAUUACACUUUCAAUUAUAAAUACUCGUUUAGCGGAGUGACUAAUUUUGAUUAUAAUAACAUUGAAUUCACUAUGGUUUGCAGUACUGAUGAGCUAGUAUCAGUUUAAUCAGUGAGUUACGUAACUGUCUAUGCCAAUUAUUAAUGCCCAUUAAAUUGUUCUUCAUGUGAUAACAAUCAAAAUUGUAAAACUUGCUUAUCGACCAGUUAUUACAUAGAUAACAAUCCAACAACUAAUCUGAAAUAUUGUAAAAUAAAAUGUGCUCCAAAUCAAUAUGCCACUCUACCUGAUUAAUAUAGCUAAUCCUAGACAUGUAAAAACUGUGUUCAAGAUUGUUUGUCUUGCACUACUGGUUAAGAUUGCACAGUUUGCAAAGACGGAUAUGAAUUCGUUGAUUUAGCUUUAAAAUGUCUGCCUAAAUGUAAUUCCAACCAAUACAGAGACUCAAGCUUUUAGUGCUAAAAUUGUAUGACUAACUGCUUAGAAUGCACUGGUCCUUAAAACUGUAAAACUUGCAUUAGUCCAUUUACUUUUAAUUCAUCAACAUUUUAGUGCACUUGUCCAAGUUUAGGAUACUUUUUAGACUCUAACGGUAAUUGCAACUAAUGUGAUCCCACUUGCCAAUCAUGUUCAAGGGCUUUAGAGAGUAAUUGCACAAGUUGUCUAACAAACUGGUUUAGUUUAGGUAGCUAUUGCUAUCAAUGGUGUCCAAAUAAUUAUUAAAAGUAAUUAUCCAAUUUCGAAUGCGUACAGUGCAAACAAUACAUAGUUCCAGAAUGUUAAACUUGCUAUUAAACCUGUAAAUCUUGUCCAUACAACAAUUAAAAUACUUGCUUAGACUGUUAUGGAACCAGACAAAUAAGUAAUGGGAAGUGCGUAUGUAGAAACACUGCUGAUAUUAGAGAUCUUUAUUUUGAAUGCAGUUACAAUAAUGUAGCUGUUUUACAAGCUAUUCUAGAUAAUAAAACUCCUACUUUGAAAAUUGAUUUUGGUGUGAAUUUAUAGCCUAUAACUAAUUUAUAAUGCAAUUAAAUUUUUAAAAACCCAACACUUAGCGAUAUUGGUAAAACUGCCACCUGCAAAAUAGUUUUAUCUUUCAUUGUAGUCACAUUAAGUAAUGACUCAAUAAUAAAAGAAAAUGAUGAGAUUUCUCUAGUUAAUGGAAUUUUAUCUUACUAGGUAAGUUCCAGUACAUUUAUAGAUACAUUCUAUUUACUGAAAGUUUCUUAGUUCAGAAAUUAGAAUCCUUAUUUAGAUUUUUAAUAUGAUUAAAUUUAAAAUACAUGUAAUGACAUAUAAUUCAGUGUUUAACCAUAAAAUGAUGCACAAAGAGGAUUCCUUUCUUUAUAAUGGAGCAUUGAAGUGGAGCCACUGCUGGAUGCCUCAAUUUAAUCUAAGGUAGAUUAAAUCAUUCAAACAGCAAAUACUUAAAAAAGUUAAACACUAAUCAUAGAAAAAUAUCUAAUACCACCAAGUUCUUUAAUAACUAUGUAAUUCUCAUAUUCUCUUAAAGUUAGUUGGUAAGACACUUAAAAAUUUGUAACACAGUAUAAUAAACUUAAACAGGUAGUUAUAUCUACAAUUCAAAGUUAAUAUCCUCCAAUUUUCAGAUAUAACAGUCUAUCUGUUUUUUAUUCGUUUUAUGUGUAAACGUGUGAUCAGAAUGGGCCUAAUAUGUUUAUAGAACCCUUAAACAUUUCAUUGUAGUCUUAAACAAUGCCUACAUUAAAUUAAAGUUACUAAUCUUUCUCUGACGCAUAAAUUUAGGUUGAUAUAUAACCAUAUUAGAUUCCUAUCAGCAGUGUUUUAGAUUUAAAUUUUAUAGCAAUUUUAAGUAGUGAUCAGACUUUGAGUGCUUAGAAUAACUUAUAAAUCUAACCUUAGCUCACAAAUUUAUUUAUCAAGGUACAAGGGGGAUCUACUUAGCUUGUUAAUUAUAAGUAACCUCUUCUCCUUUAGGGAAUAGCUUAAGAUUUUGAGCUUUAAGAUUAGACAGCUGCUUAGGAUAUUAAUUUAUUAUGGUCUUGUCAAUCUAUUGUGGUAAAUAAGGGAGAUUACCAAUGUUAUAACUAAAAAUAAUAAGUUUAUACUAUUCAGUAAACUGGAUUAUCAAUUACUGUUCCAGGGAAAAUAUUUUAGGCUUAUCAAACUCUAAAUUUCACUUUAAUAGGUACUAAAGAUUCACGAAAGAGCUAAUCAAGUGUGUUAAUAAGUUUUUCAGAAUUUGACUUACCUCCUUUGACUGUUAUAUUUUCAAACCCAUCAUAGCUUGAAACAGUAAAUUUAAAUGAGGACAUCACAGUUAAAUUAAUUUAUGGUGCUAAUGUCUCAUCUGAUAUUCUCACAUAUGCUGGAGCUAUAAUAUAUGAUGAUGAUGUGCAAGGAGUUAUUAAAUUUGAUUUCUACGAAGUCAAACUUAGAAUUUGGGAUUAUUUUUCUAAUGUUCAAUCUUCUAACAAAAUAGUUUAGUUAAGAUUCACUGUUUAUAAUCCAGUUUAUUUGAUGCCAAGCAUGUCUAUAAUUAACUUGAAUGUGAAUCUACCUCCUAAUAAUUGUUUAUUGAGUGUUACUCCUUCAACUGGCGAAGCUCUUAUUACUAAUUUUUACAUAAAAAUGGUUGGUUGCAGCUCUGAUAAUUUACCUAUUACUUACUAGUUUUUCUACUACAUUAGCUAAGACGAUUUAAAUUCAGAAGUAUAAAACCCAAAGAUAAUUAAAAGAAGGUAAAUUUUAGAUUAAACUAUUAUUAAUGAGAAAUAUACUUUCCUUCCUGAAGGAAAAAUUACAAUAAUGGCAUAAGCAAUUGAUUCUAAGUUAGGUGUUUUUAACAGCACAGUAUAAGUUCAAGUUUCUCCACUUAAUUGUGAUGAAUAAACUUUAUUAAACAUUAUUGAUAAUUCUCUUAAUUCCAAGAAUAUAAAGUAACCAACUUCAUAAAUAGUUUUGAAUUUAUCAGUUAUAGGUGAAUAAAUAUCAAAAAGCAAUCCUCUAUUCAAUUUAUCAUCUGUUAACUAAAGGAAAAUAUUGAUCAUAGAGUAACUAAUAGCUCAGACUAACUUGCUGCCUAAGUCUUCGUUUUUGUACACUUACUCAAACAAAGUGAUAUCUUAACUGCAAUCUUCUUUACCAGCUUAAUCUGACACAUAAGUUUCAAGUGUUUUAGAUUAAGUGAAUAAACAACUAUAAAAAUAACCCUUAACUAACUAAUUAGCUAAAGACAACAAUAUUUAACUAUAAAAUUUAGUAGAUUCUUUUAAAAUAAUCAAUUCAACUACAUAAAACAUAUCUUAUAAUUUGUUGCCAACUUAGAUUAACAUUUCAAACUCAAUUUGUAAUCAACUCAACGACUAAACCCUUCCAAACUAAGGUGGAAUAUAACUCUCUGGAAAUCUGAUUAACUUAGAUUGCUAAUUAAUUACUGAUAAAAAUCUUUAAUAAUACAUGCAAAUAUACAGUAAUCCUCCUUCAAAUUAAACAAAUAUUUAUAAUGCAGCUAAUUUAGUUUUUUCUUAAAAUCCUUACAAAGAAACCCCUGAAUUUAAAAAUUACACUUAAUAGCUUCAACAAGCAGACCCUACACUAAAAAUAUCUUACAAUCAAGUAAUUCAGCCUAACAUUACAAAUAAAAAUACAAAUGCUAAUUAAGCUUUAAAUGCAUCUAUUGUGCUUAAAUUCCCUAAUGCUAAAACCUCAUAAAACAACAGUAACAUGUCUUGCAUUUAACAAUAAAAAACUUCAUGGUCAACUUCAGGAUGUGAAACUUUAAAAAACAAAAUUAUCAAUGGAUACUAUUGUUACUGCGAGAAAUAGAAUCCUACAACAAUCAUAGAUGAUUUAAGUUCACUUUUAGAUAACAAAAACCUAAAAACAGCAUUCAGCUCUUAAGGAUUUGAAAACAUAAGCAAUUUUUCAGAUUUUUAUAAAUUUGCAAUUUUUUGGUUUUUGAGCACUUUGACUCUUGUUUAAUUUGGACUUUAUUUUUAUGGAAAUUUUCUAGAUAAAAAAUAUUAAGGAGGAAUUAAAUUUUACAAAGCUUCGUCAAGAGUUUCCCCCAUAAACGACUAAAACCACUAAGAUGAAUUCUAAAGGCAGUCCUAUAUUUCAAUAAACCAAUAACAAACUCCACAACAGUAGCCAUUGAUGAUACAAUAACUUCAAAAUCAUCAACAGUUGGAUCAAGUUAAUGAAGCUAUAUCAAAGAAAUUUAGUAGAUAACUUUAAUCAAAGCGAUCAGUUUCUUUGUCAGAUUUUGAGUUAUAAAAAGAUCAACAAAAAUAGGCUGAAAGUUAUAAAAAUUUUCAUGGUCUUAAGAUAUCUUCAGUAUCUAAAAAUUUAUUGUAAGAUGAUACUUUAAGGAUUAAAUAAUAAUCAAAAUUAGAUAAUUUAUCACAGAAUUUAAACAAUAUAAAUAUCUAAACUAACAAAGAACCAAAUCUAACUAGCAAUCAAAUAGACAAAAAAAGCUUUUUAUCAAUUAACACAGAAUAAAAUAAAAAUGCAAACAAAGAAACAGCUUUUAAAUUAACUUCAAACAUAUCAAAUGAAUAAAUCUUAUAAAAUAAUGAAAUAACUUAGAAAAAAUCACAAGACGAAUAAAUAAUUACAGAUGAAAUUAACUAAAAAAAUUCUAAUAAAAACUCUGAAGAAGAGAAAAAAGAAAAAGAGAAUUAACUAACUAUUGAAAAGUAUAUGAGCUAUCCAAUAAUGAUAAGAGUUUUAGUUUUCCAUGAUUUCUUCAGCAUAUUCUUUUUAUAUGAUAAAGUAUUAUCAAGGUCAAUAAGAUUCACUAUUUUUUAUAUCAGAAUGAUUCACUGUUUAAGUAUAUCGACUAUAUUUAGCCAACAGUAUAAUGAAGCUUAAAUGAUUAUGGUUUCUAUAUUGAAUUCAAUUGUUUUGCAAGUCAGUCUAGGAAUUAUCAAAUUAACACACAAAAUCAAAAAAAUUGGAAAGUAUGUCUCUACAUUUUCUAUGAUAAUCCUUUGUUUAUUUUACUAUUAUGUAAUCUUGUCUAUAGUCAGUGGACAGAGUGCUCCCUCUUCAAAUAAUAAAAUAACAUCAUUUUUCAUCAUGGUUGCAGUUGAUUUUGUUGCAGUUGGAACUACUGUCUCCAUUUUAAAAAUGUUGAUUGUUUCACAUUAGUUGAAUAAAUCUAAAACCAUAAAAAUAAUUGUGAAACUGUUUAACUUAUUAAAUUUAUAAGAAAUCAUUUAAAAUUUAUCUAUUUGA
Messenger RNA from Tetrahymena thermophila SB210, 5583 nucleotides. RefSeq names its product REJ domain protein. The transcript has 6 exons. NCBI's taxonomy places the organism in Eukaryota, Ciliophora, Oligohymenophorea, Hymenostomatida, Tetrahymenidae. The record is from RefSeq and is a predicted model, not a curated record.